Molecule: messenger RNA, 1398 nt
Organism: Drosophila biarmipes
Lineage: Eukaryota; Metazoa; Arthropoda; Insecta; Diptera; Drosophilidae
Gene: Pis
Product: CDP-diacylglycerol--inositol 3-phosphatidyltransferase
Exons: 5
Coding region: 129-800 (223 amino acids)
Biological process (GO): phosphatidylinositol biosynthetic process
Cellular component (GO): membrane; Golgi apparatus
Molecular function (GO): CDP-diacylglycerol-inositol 3-phosphatidyltransferase activity
Source: RefSeq, a predicted model, not a curated record
AGGUCACGCUGCGGUCACACCAGAUACAGCAAAAGUUUUUUGCUGCGUUUUAUCGCAUUUAACUGGAUAAAAACAAACCGGGCCGCCAAAUAAUCGCUAAAUAAAUAGUAAUAGCCCAGAGACACAAAAUGGCAAUUGCCGAGCACGACAACGUCUUCAUCUUUGUGCCAAACUUGAUCGGCUAUGCCCGCAUCAUCCUGGCCCUGAUCGCGUUCUGGUUCAUGUCCACCAACUACGUGAUCUCCGGCUGGUGUUAUGUAACCUCUGCCCUCCUGGACGCCGUCGAUGGACACGCCGCCCGGGCCUUCAACCAAAGCACCCGCUUUGGAGCCAUGCUGGACCAGUUGACCGACCGCUGCGGCACCACCGGCCUCUUGGUCACCCUGGCCUACUUCUAUCCUCGCUACAUGUUCUGGUUCCAGCUGUCCAUCGCCAUCGAUGUGGCCUGUCACUGGCUCUUCAUGCAGACGAGCGUUGUGGUCGGUCGCAGCUCGCACAAGGUGAAUGAGAACUUCAUCAUGCGCCUGUACUACCAGAAGGACAUCCUCACCUUCAUGUGCUGCGUCAACGAGCUGUUCUACGUGUGCUUGUACCUCUUGCAUUUCACCUACGGCCCGCUGAUAUUCGGCGCCUCGCUCUUCAAGAUACUCGCCUUCCUCACGGGUCCCUUUGCCGUGUUGAAGGCCCUGAUCUCGGUGAUGCACGCCUACGUGGCGGGCAUCGAUCUGGCCGCCGUGGACGUGCGCGAGCGCCAGGAGAAGCGCCAAAAGUCGGAGCUGGGGGGCAAGAAAGCGGAGUAAAUCGAUUCCUGCCCAGAAGCUUCCAGCACCAAAUUCUAUCAACAACAAAAGUACUAAAGCGAAACAAACUCUUGAUUCCAAGCAAAAAAGAAAACGAUGAAAAAGAACAGAAACUUUGAAGGCGGAAAGCGAUCCGAAUAAUAAUGGGCAUUAGGCAACCAAAUAGGCCGUAGUAGAAUUUAAAUUAUUUUUACGCGCUAUUGCAAGAUUGUUGAUUUUAUUUCCUAUUUUAAGUUAGACGGGUGUGCAAAGUCACCCGACAAUUUGUAUUUAAAAUGAUUUUUGAAUUGAAAUUGAAAUUCAAGCGAUUCGUUCCAGUCAGUAGCUGUUGCAUAUUUAUUUUGCCUUUAGUUAAACGUAAUUUACAAUUUCUGUGACGCUUACACAAUAUAUUUUACAUAUAUGCAGGCCGAUAUAUGGGGAUGAGUGUCUAUUUCCAGGAGCCAACUCAUUGUGUACGUUCUCGGUUCGGCUAGCGACCUUCUCCCAGCAAAUCUCUCAAUGUAACUAAUGUAUUUCUAAUCGUAAGUUAAAAGAAUGUAAUUGGAGACCUGCAAGAAAUAUAUGAAACAUGGAUGUUAGAUGUAUUUGAAAGAUA